UGUGGGCACACAGCACCGACUGAGAGGUUUAGAGAGAGCCAAAACCAUACUACCACUUCUGCCACAGAAGCUAAGUCAAUACAGACUUCCGAGCCUGAAGAUGCCGCUUUCAACCAGCUCCACAUCCUCCACAAAGAGCGUCCGCAGAGCAGCGUCCGAGCUGGAGAGAUCUGAUUCCAUCACGAUAUGUCGUAAGGUUUACCUUGAUUGCAUUGCCGAUCUAAUGCGCAUUUGGAGAUGUAAAGCGCACCCAUCAAAUAUCAAGGGAGACAUCCAAAAAUCUCCAAGAUUCGUCGGUAGACGGCAGAGCUUGAUCGAGGACGCGCGCAAGGAGAGGGAAGCAGCCGCUGCAGCGGCAGAGGCUGCAGAGGCCAGUGAACAGAUAGUGUUUGAGGAGGACGAUGGAAAAGCACUCCUCAACAUUUUCUUUACUUUAAGAAACUCCAAGACACCUGCGCUGUCGCGGACACUCAAGGUUUUCGAGACAUUUGAAGCUAAGAUUCACCAUCUGGAGACGCGACCAUGCCGGAAGGUCAAAGACACCCUGGAGGGCUUGGAGUACUUUGUCCGCUGUGAGGUGCACCUCUCAGAUGUCAGUACCCUGAUCAGCUCCAUAAAGAGGAACGCAGAGGAUGUCAAAACCACCAAAGAAGUCAAAUUCCACUGGUUCCCAAAGAAAAUUGCAGAUUUGGAUAGGUGUCAUCAUCUGGUCACCAAAUUUGAUCCAGACUUAGACCAUGACCAUCCAGGCUACACAGAUCCUGCCUACAGACAGAGGAGGAGAAUGAUUGGUGACAUUGCCUUCAGAUACAGAUAUGGGCACUCGAUCCCCAGAGUGGAAUACACAGAGGAGGAGAUUGGCACAUGGCGAGAAGUAUAUUCAACCCUGAGGGACUUGUACACCACCCAUGCCUGCAGUGAAUACCUUGAGGCUUUUUGUCUCCUAGAAAGGCAUUGUGGGUACAGCCCAGACAACAUUCCCCAGCUGGAAGAUGUGUCACGCUUCCUCAAAGAGCGCACAGGAUUUGCGCUGCGUCCAGUGGCGGGCCUGCUCUCAGCCAGAGAUUUUCUGGCCAGUUUGGCAUUCCGAGUGUUCCAGUGCACCCAGUACAUCCGACAUGCUUCCUCCCCCAUGCACUCCCCAGAACCUGACUGCGUCCAUGAAUUACUGGGCCACGUACCCAUGCUGGCUGAUCGCACUUUUGCCCAGUUUUCACAGAACCUUGGUUUGGCUUCACUGGGGGCAUCGGAUGAAGAUAUUGAGAAACUGUCCACACUGUACUGGUUCACGGUCGAGUAUGGCUUAUGUAAACAAAAUGGUGAGGUGAGGGCUUAUGGAGCUGGGCUGCUUUCCUCUUAUGGUGAACUUGUGCACUCUCUGUCUGAUGAACCAGAGACAAGAGAGUUUGAUCCAGAGGCUGCAGCAGUGCAGCCCUAUCAAGACCAGACAUACCAGCCUGUUUACUUUAUUUCUGAGAGUUUUUCAGAUGCCAAGGAGAAAUUCAGGGCUUAUGUAGCUGGCAUCAAGCGUCCCUUCUCAGUCAGAUUUGAUCCAUAUACCAGCAGUGUUGAAGUACUGGACAACCCAGUGAAGAUCCAAGGAGGCCUGGAAGGUGUAAAGGAUGAGCUUAAAGUGCUGACAGACGCCCUAAGUGUGCUAUCGUGAUGAUGCGCUGUCUUUCACCAUCCGCCUGUUGUUUGCUUUUCUCUCAGCUGAGUCCUGUUGAAGAUUGCCAAUGUGUUCAUAUUUCUGUGCCGUACCUGCUGCUAUGAAUCUGAGUUUUGCUCGUUGUGGUUGGCUGGUUUUCCAGCAAGGUUGCAACCAUUAAAACCUCAAAACUCAGCGCUGACAAAGUAUCCAAAGAUCUUAAAUGCUUGCAUUUGUGAAAUGAUGGGGUUUUACUGACUGGACCAUUCAUGCUUUUAAAGUUUGUUGUUUGAGAAAUGUGUCAAAUCUAGAGUCACAUCAAGGGGAACUCUAAUAAUGAAUGUAUUAAAAGAAGACUAUAUAAGUAUGGUAUAGAUAUUUUGAAAUUAAAGAAUUAUAAUGGUGUAUAUUUGGAUCGUUUAUUUUAUUUAGAAAAAAAUCUGUAACUGCUCUGUCAAAAGCUUUAUUUUCCAAAUAUGUGAAUUUAGCAUUUGAGUAAUUAAAUCCAUGGCUUUCAUAUGCUGUUCUUGUCUUGCAUUGUGUAUUUUAUGCUGGUUUCGUCUUGCAGUGUAAAUGCAUAAUAAAAAGGGGGAGGGGAGAAUCUAUGUAAUAAACUAUUGAUUAUAAACUGUCAGAUAAUAAAGAACUGCAA
Haplochromis burtoni (Burton's mouthbrooder) is the source of this 2300-nucleotide messenger RNA. It is a transcript of the gene th, whose product is annotated as tyrosine hydroxylase. The transcript is spliced from 14 exons. The coding region runs from base 101 to 1666 and encodes 521 amino acids. Gene Ontology annotation, biological process: dopamine biosynthetic process from tyrosine. The record is from RefSeq and is a predicted model, not a curated record. Gene Ontology annotation, cellular component: axon; perikaryon; cytoplasm. Gene Ontology annotation, molecular function: tyrosine 3-monooxygenase activity; iron ion binding. Lineage: Eukaryota; Metazoa; Chordata; Actinopteri; Cichliformes; Cichlidae.